Messenger RNA from Sclerotinia trifoliorum, 2015 nucleotides. Lineage: Eukaryota; Fungi; Ascomycota; Leotiomycetes; Helotiales; Sclerotiniaceae. The record is from the annotation of a GenBank genome assembly.
AAACCAUCACACAACCACCACCAUAAAUAUGGUAUAGGAAUUAAGAUCCGACUUCAAAGUUGGUUGGUGAUAUACAGAUUCACUUCUUGAUCUUUUUUACUUCAGAACUGAAUUUUAGUUCAUUCACUCAUGAGAUUGACUCUCCUCCAAUGACCCCUCUUUCUCGUGAUUUUUAACUUCUCAACUUCUCAACUUCUCAACCUCUUCUCAAGGCUUUCUCUUCGACUCAAUUCAACCCCAUUCAAUCAAAGUCAAUUUGAACUGUUUGUAAAGACUUUCAACUCAAAAAUAUACUUCAGCAUAAUAUCACCAUGUUUCGUCGACUUCCAUUAGGUCUUCCAAAAGAUCCUAAAUUCGAACCUACUUUGGAAGGACUUGGGUGUGUAUUUCAUUCAUCAUUUCUAAAUCCAUGUAUUCAAGCUUGCUGAGAUUUCUAACUUAUACUCCCUCAGAUACUUCAUCAAUGAAAAAGAUGAAAUUCGUUCAAUCGAAAAUCCAAAGGCUUACUUUAAGUUCUUCCUUACCAAAAAUGAUCGUUACAAUCAACUACAACGCGAAGCUAUGAAUCGUUUGUUUCCACCUCUUACCUACAGUAUAUCAAUGAAACUAACAUAAAACUUAGAUGCAAUCCGUGAUAUAGUACUAGAACGCCUUCUCAACCUUGGCCUCCAAAAAGUUCUCCUUCCUCUCAAUGUUACUGAAACUUCCCCUCACAUCCACAUCCUAACUUCAUCCAACCUUUCCACCGCUUCUCGAGUCAUCAUCCUGUUCUAUGAACCUAAGGAUGAUAUCGGAGUUUUUGCUCAUCGUAUCUUAGGUGGUGCAGGUGGGAUCAAUACUGGUUCUGCUGUCAAUAUGGUCAAAUAUAUCCAAGAGAAGGGUGCAUGUCCUGGAGAAUCGGAGCCGCCAGCCAUUAUCCUCGCCAACAUGGGUCAAAUUUAUUGGUACCGUCGAGGUCAAAAACCCGUGACUUUGAUGACCUGGUCCGCUUUACCUCAAUCUAGUUGCGUCGAAAAGCCCAUUCGCCUUGAUGCUAUCAAGAACACAGUACCUGGAAACCGUACAACGGAUGAACAUAUUGAUUAUAUAUUCAACCAUGUCAUUGAAGAACUUAUGCCAAAGGUUGCCAAAAUUGAUGUCAUUGGGGUUUCUGAAGGUGCCAUGGGCGUCUCUCGUUUCUUGGACGACUUGGAAAAUUGGAAUAAAUGGGGAUCUCGUAUGCAGGCCUUUGCAGCGUUAGCCACAUGGUCGCAUUCCAUUGAUUAUAAAAAUCCUCUUUUCCUCGAAUGGUUAGAAGCCCGUGGUCGUGUCUACUUGAACUCCCCCGAGCCCGAAGGCACCUACCUCUCAGGUCCUCAUGGUACUCGACAUGUCACGGCAUUUGGAAGUCCAGUCUUCAGUUUGGGUGAAUCUUAUUAUGCAGAAUGCCUCUUGCCGAAAGGUUACCGCACUGUGAUUGACUUCUUUCACGAGGUUGCGGAUUGGGAUAGUCAAGGUGGAGAGUACGUAAAUCCAACCUUUGUGAGGAUAGAUGAUGGUGAAGAAGACUACGAAGAUAUGGGAUUUGGGGAUGAGGGAUUUGGUGAUGAAGAGAGACAGGAUGGAGUUGAGCUGAAAAUCGAGAAAGGGGAAGAUAGUGAUAGGAAGGAAGUUGAGGAGUAGUGAUACCCAGAGGUGCAGCUUGAGAAAGAAAAUUCCAUUGAUCCUUUCCCGACUAGACUUUUAAAGGAAAUGGCAUGCCGUUGGAAAUCUCGUCCUCCAUGACCAACUACAUGAUAUCUUCGCCAGCCUCUGAGCAGCUGCGUGAUUUUUCUUUGGCAUAAAGAAAUAUUCUCUCGUCUACUCUUCCACGUUUGAGACAGCUAUAGAAUUCAAUGUGUUGGUUCAGAUGCGAUGAACCAUUGAUACAUUCGGUUAUGAGUAUGAGUAGAAAAUGAUUGAUAAAUCAGUAGUACUUAAGAAGUAGUAACAACUUCAGUAUCUAGCUAGAAAUUAAUUACGAGGUUCCAUUUGUU